AUGACGCUACUCAAGUCUCGCAUAGCACCCAUACUGCGUGUGCGACCGACCCUCCAACCGCUCGACAGUACGAGAACCAUCGGCAGCUCGGUCAGCAGGCGCAAUGUUGACAAUGACGCAACCGUCGCCCAGGCAUCUCACAACGACGUCAAGCUCUUGCCUUGGAAUGAAUACCUCCGCCUGAGGAAGAGCCAGAGACGCUUCAAUCUGCUAGCAUCAAUACCGACAACAGGGCUAGGUUUGGCCUCUGGCGUUGGCUACUUCGCCUCACGUGAGACCGACCCGUCAACGCUGAUCCUAGGCCUGGAGCCCGUCUAUGCCUACGCGAUAGCCACAGUAGGAUGUGUCGCUCUCGGCUGGCUGAGCGGGCCAGCGUUCGGCACGUUCAUCUGGCGAUUGACACACUCGAAAUUGAUCCAAGCCAUGGAACUGCGAGAUCGCGACUUCUUUGCCCACAUCGCCAGGAACAGGGUCGAUCCGCAUGGCCGCCAGAGUGUUUCCAAUCCGUGCGCAACACAACUUGAUCGCUUCCUUGGCUCCAUCAAGGACUAUCGUAGAUGGUUACGGGAUCAGAACGCUUUCAGGAGGAAAGCCUUACAUGGCGCAGAGGAGGCAGGCCUGUAG
Molecule: messenger RNA, 624 nt
Organism: Mixia osmundae IAM 14324
Lineage: Eukaryota; Fungi; Basidiomycota; Mixiomycetes; Mixiales; Mixiaceae
Exons: 5
Coding region: 1-624 (207 amino acids)
Biological process (GO): protein import into mitochondrial matrix
Cellular component (GO): PAM complex, Tim23 associated import motor
Source: RefSeq, a predicted model, not a curated record